This is a messenger RNA of Brassica rapa (field mustard), 862 nucleotides long. Its product is annotated as CRIB domain-containing protein RIC2. Lineage: Eukaryota; Viridiplantae; Streptophyta; Magnoliopsida; Brassicales; Brassicaceae. The record is from RefSeq and is a predicted model, not a curated record.
AUACUCAAUAGUGACACUCUUCUUCUAUUGGUGUAAGGAAAUACAAAAUUCUUCAAGUAAACAAUGAUUCUAACUUGCUUACAAAGUCAUAACCACGCACGAUAUUAGCAAUAAAAACCCUACCAAAAUCCAUCAUUUCCUACACUCACACACGCUAAUAUCACCAUUACAUUAAUCGUAUACCAUACGUACACACACAUACAAGAGAAAAAAAGAGAGAUGAAAGAUCGGAUUGAGCGUUUUGUGGUAUUGCCGUUUUCAUUGGGGUGCUCAACGCAAUCCAGCGUCGCCGUUGCUGCUAGUCAUCAACACAAGAAACCAAACCAACUCACUGAGAGAAAAGAAGAAAGUGGCUUGUUUCUAAAGGAAGAGACAAAGAUAGAGAACAAUGGUGUUAAUAUCUCAGAUGGUAUCUACAAACUUGUUCGAAGCUUAAAGAGUUUUUCUCACUUCUUCAUAAGAUACGAAGAGGAGAGGGAGGCGGAGAUGGAGAUAGGGCUUCCAACGGACGUGAAACACUUGAGCCACAUCGGAGUUGAUGGAACCAUGACCACUUUUGACUUUUGUUCCACCUCCUCCUCCUCAUCUUUUCCAUUCUCCCGUUUCCAUCUCACUGCCGUCUGAUUUAACUUUUGCAUUCCUAAAGCUUUAAAUCAACUUUUAUAGUAUACAUCGUUUUCUCGUUUUUUUCUUGUUUCACCAUGAUUUUACUGUAUAUAUGGAUUGCGAUAGAGAAAACUUUCGGCUAAAAAAAAUAAACUCAACUCUAAUGUAAAUGAAUUUGUCUCCUUUGCUGUUGUUUAAGUGAAUGUGUGUUGAUAUGUUCUUUUGCCAAAAAAAAAUAUUUUAAAAUUUUGGAUCA